ACAACCCCGUGCCGCCGUUCCGGGCCCCUCCUUCCAACGGCCACGUGCGGCCUGCGCGUGCGCACUCGCCCAGUUUGGCGCCCACCAGGCAGUGGGGAAGGGGAAGGGGAAGAGGGUGAGGGUGGCAGGGUGGGGACAGGGAAUGGGAAGCAGUGGUGGGGAUGUGGGUGGUGGACCAGGGGCGAGGGCAGGGGACAAUGUCUGUGGAGAAGGGGGGUCUGUUUAGGUUUCCGCUCUUGGACGGGAGGGAGCGGCGGGGUAAGCAGCCUAGGAGGACUAGGGAGCUCCACAAGUCCCGCGGCCAGGGCGCCCCAAGCGAGGCCGGGGUCCGCGAUCGGUCGCCACUGGAGCGGGGCUGCAAGGGGGUGCCGAUGCUGCGAGAGAAAACCUGGGGACCUUGGAACGGGCUCAUGGUAAUUGGGAAGAGAGUGGAGCUCCUGACUAGAAACACUCGAAAGCCGAAGCUGGAGUCUGAGUACUGGAGACUGGAAGAUGUGGAAAAGACGGUCUUGAAAGGGAAGUCAGGCCCGAGUCAGGAAAGGAUGGAUGUGAAGCUGCUGUACCGUGGAGCAAGUGCAUCACAAGCUUCAGCAGAUUUGGGGAAAGACAGCCCAAGGGGGAUUUGGGGAAAGCAAGAGGUCAAACACGAAAUAAAGGCUAAAUCUAAGAGUGCAGGGAUGACAGCAGGGCCUAUGAAGGGGUCUGGGUUUGAAGAAAGGUUGAGGUCUGCUGGGGAGAAGGUAGGGACCAGUGGAGAGGACUUGAGAUCCAAUGGAUAUAAACUGGGACAGGAUGAGAAGGGGUUGAGGUCUAGUGUAGACAAGAUGAGAUCAAGUGUAGAGAAGCUGAGGUCUACUAGUGAGAAGCUGGUGUGCAGGGGAGAGAAGCAGGGGUCCAGUGGAGUGAAGCUGAGGUCCAGUGGCAGAAAGCUGAGAUCAAGUGGAGAGAAUUUGAGAUCAAGUAGAGAGAAGCUGAGAUGGAGUGGAGAGAAGCUGGGAACUAGUGGAGAGAAGCUGAGAUCAAGUGGAGAGAAGCUGGGAACCAGUGAUGAGAAGCUGAGGUUGAGUGGAGAGAAGCUGGGAACCAGUGAUGAGAAGCUGAGGUUGAGUGGAGAGAAGCUGAGGUUGAGUGGAGAGAAGCUGAGGUUGAGUGGAGAGAAGCUGAGGUUGAGUGGAGAGAAGCUGAGGUUGAGUGGAGAGAGGCUGGGAACCAGUGAUGAGAAGCUGAGGUUGAGUGGAGAGAAGCUGAGGUUGAGUGGAGAGAAGCUGAGAUCAAGCAGAGAGAAGCUGAGGUUGAGUGGAGAGAAGCUGAGGUUGAGUGGAGAGAAGCUGAGGUUGAGUGGAGAGAAGCUGAGGUUGAGUGGAGAGAAGCUGAGGUUGAGUGGAGAGAGGCUGGGAACCAGUGAUGAGAAGCUGAGGUUGAGUGGAGAGAAGCUGAGGUUGAGUGGAGAGAAGCUGAGAUCAAGCAGAGAGAAGCUGAGGUUGAGUGGAGAGAAGCUGGGAACCAGUGAUGAGAAGCUGAGGUUGAGUGGAGAGAAGCUAAGAUCAAGCAGAGAGAAGCUGAGGUUGAGUGGAUAGAAGCUAAGAUCAAGCAGAGAGAAGCUGAGACUGAGUGGAGAGAAGCUGGGAACAAGUGAUGAGAAGCUGAGGUUGAGUGGAGAGAAGCUGAGAUCAAGCAGAGAGAAGCUGGGAACCAGUGGAGAGAAGCUAAGAUCAAGCAGAGAGAAGCUGAGGUUGAGUGGAGAGAAGCUGGGAACAAGUGAUGAGAAGCUGAGGUUGAGUGGAGAGAAGCUGAGAUCAAGCAGAGAGAAGCUGGGAACCAGUGGAGAGAAGCUGAGAUCAAGCAGAGAGAAGCUGAGGUUGAGUGGAGAGAAGCUGGGGUCAAGUGCGGAGAAGCUGAGAUCUAGUGAGGAGAAGUUAGGGACCAGCGGGGAGAAAUUGGAGGGUUCAAGAAUGGGGAGCAUAAAUGAGAAGAACAUUGAAAAAGUGGUAGAAGUUACUGGUGAUGAAAGAGUGAUGGCAUUUACUGAUGAUGAGAUGGAAAUUCCUUUUGAAAGUGUCAAAGGGAGUGAGGAACUACAAGGGACUGAGAAAGGAGUGGGAGUUGAGGGGGGCAUCUUGAGUGAAGUGAAAGAUAUCACUGAUGAAUCUGUUUCUAUGGAAAAGAAAGAUAUUAUAGGUGAAGGUACCAGUGAAUGAGGCAGAUGAAGGAUUGACACCAAAGAAGGAAAGAGGCAGACAGGAGAAGUACUGAAAGUCAGAGGAGAAAUUAGAGCCAGGCAGAACAUUAUUGACACUGAAGGGGUAAAGUUGAGAAAGGAAAGGAGAGAGUCUGAGCCUAAAAUAAAAGAGAGUGGAAGUGAGGAAAAGAGCUUCUGGGGCUGAAGGCGGAGGCCAGGAUCAAAGGAAGCAAAGAGGAGUGUCUGGUUCAGAGGGAAGUGGGAACAUAUGGAGGAGAAAGAGAAGACUUGGUAACGUGUUGACAGAGGACACUUGGAUAUUGGGAGAAAAGCUGUGACUGGGAGCUCAUAGGGAAAUGUUUGAGAAAAGGAUGGAGGAUGGGCUAGAAGGAUUUAGUCUGACACUAAAUGGGGUCUAUGAGAUGGAGAAUUGCAGCAGGAUAAAGGGUAGAUUUUGAGAGUUGUGGAAGAAGGUGCAGACUGAAGUGGGCAAAAUUUCUGAAAGAGGAGCCUGAAGAAUGAAGGGCUCCCAAGUGACAAAAGCAGGAGAGGAGAUAAGAAAGAAGUGAGAAAAAACACAAGAAGCCACGUGCCAUAAUGGUGAUUGUGUUUGUUGAUCUCUGCCAUCCCGAGAUCAUCACUCCUAGCCUCCUCUGGAAACUCUCUGAGAGUUGGGGAAUUGUCUCUUUUAUAAGAGGCCUACACAGGCACGAGGUCAUACUUGGGCAGUUUUCGGCUUUGUGAAAAUCUCUCAGAUUGCACCGCACAGUAUACAACUGAUGAACCAGACAACCACAGUCGUUCUUUGGAUUGCAUUUUCUCCUGAGAUAUCAGACGCAUUUCACCAGGGCCACAGAAAGAAAAAUGAAGACCAAGAUACCGUGACAAAUGCCAACUACCUCGUGACAGGGAAGAUGAUGCCAUCAGAUCUGUGCUUCACAUAGAGAAGUCCGGCUUCGAGAUGGAGUCACCGGGGCAUGGUGUGCGGGCAGUCAGUAAAGUGGAGAUGUGAUUACUAGAUCAUUAUGGUGGAGACAAACAGGAACCUCUACCCUCCUCUGCCUGUUAGUACUGGAUGGUGUGAGCGAGGUCCCCCAGCUGCACCACAGCAGGGCAGGAGACAGCAGGGUGCCCGCCCAGAACAGUGGGAGCAGUGCUUCCUGUUGCAGCCCCCACCCAGCCAGGCACAGGCCCAGUGCCUCUGUGGGACUCCGUCCAGGACUUGUUGAAAUGGCCGAUGAUACAAAGGAGCCCCGACUUCACCCAUGGCCAGCUUCCCUCGCCAUCCUCCCUGCAGCCAAAGGACUCGCCCUCACCUGUUCUUUCUGAGACAAAUCAUCUGCCAGGUUUCUGCCUCGGGACACCCAAGCUCAGCACAGACAGCCUAGCAGCCUGGGUGACAGGAUCCCAGGGGACAGGAUUCUCUCCUUGCCAUGGGGAUGAAGACAAAUUCUCCCUUCAUCCUUGAGAUUGGACUCCCGCCACACAUCCUGGAGGAGCCUACAGAGAAGCCGGCAGGUCUCCCUCACCUGGAUGGUGCCAGCGGGUGGCCUGGACCACCCAGAGGCCCUCUCCUGCACCUGACAGGAAGCCCCUGGGGCAUACGUCUCCCCUGCCACUUCCACUGUGGCCACUAGAAGUGUGGCGGAGAAAAUAGCUAGGACAAAAAGAAGUCAAUGAUUUCAACCAACGGAAUUUCUUUGUCCUUUGUAAAAGUCAACACAUGAUCUGUUACUGAUUGGGAUGUGAAAUAAAACUAAAAAUAACAGCACACUGAGCCUGGCUCAGGGCUCAGCUCACCUUUA
Molecule: messenger RNA, 3984 nt
Organism: Pan troglodytes (chimpanzee)
Lineage: Eukaryota; Metazoa; Chordata; Mammalia; Primates; Hominidae
Exons: 6
Coding region: 162-1577 (471 amino acids)
Source: RefSeq, a predicted model, not a curated record